ACCGACCAAGGUUUGUGUCUGUCCUCAAUCUCUCCGAGCAGCCGACGACGUCGUUCCGUUAUUUGCAGCUAUCGUAAUCGUUAGUUGAAAAAAAAACUUAAACCUAGCAAAACAUCCAAAGCGCCGAGGAAGAAGCUUCCAUCUCUCGAUUGUAGUUGUAGAGGGUAGCAUUGAGCAAUCGAACAAUGGAGGGCAGAGAUAAUGAGGAAAAAGGGCCCGAAGCGGAAGAAGGUAGGAACUACUGCGGAAGACUGUCGAAGAGCGCACAGAAGAAGCUGUUAAAGCAGCAGAAAUGGGAAGCGAAGAAGGCAGAAAAGAAAGCUCUGGAAAAAGAGCAGAAGAAGAGAGAGGGGGAGCGGAAGCGGAAGGAAUGGGAGGAGAGAUUGGCGAGCGUUAGCGAAGAGGAGAGGGGGAAGCUGAUAGAGUCGAGGAAGAGUUUAAGGAAGGAGAGGAUGGAGCAGAGGUCAGAGGAGCGAGAGAGAAACACAGAGAGACUGAGCAGAGCCAAAGAGUGCGGACAGAAGAUUGUGAUCGAUCUCGAAUUCUCUCACCUCAUGACCCCAGCCGAGAUCAACAGCCUCGUUCAACAGAUUAUGUAUUGUUACGCGGUGAAUAAAAGAUGCAGGGAGCCGGGUCAUCUAUGGUUGACGGGGUGCAAGGGAGAGAUGGGUACGCAACUGAAGAGGCUCCCGGGGUUUGAUAAUUGGAUUAUAGAGAAGGAAGAUCGAUCGUACAUGGAAGCUUUGGAGGAUGAAAAGCAAAAUCUGGUAUAUCUGACAGCUGAUUCAGAAAAUGUGGUUGAUGAUCUUGAUUCAAGCAAGAUAUACAUUGUUGGGGGGCUGGUGGAUCGGAAUCGGUGGAAAGGGAUCACCAUGAAGAAAGCAGAGGAGCAGGGCAUUCAAACGGCAAAGCUUCCCAUAGCUAACUACUUAAACAUGUCCUCUUCCCAGGUGCUGACUGUGAAUCAAGUGAUAGAGAUUCUGCUCAAGUUUUUGGAAACAAAGAAUUGGAAGGACUCUUUCUUCCAAGUGAUUCCUCAAAGAAAAAGAUGCCAAGCGGAUUCAGAGCAAUCUCAACAAGUGAAAGGGGGAGAAAAUGGAAUUGACAGUGAAGAGAAAAAUGAUCAAUUUGAAAGCAAAAAACAGUGUGCUCAAGACUCAACAAGUCAAGCCCCUUCCCAUGAUUAAUUAGAGCAUUGUGACUGCAUUUUUGAAUGAAUGGAAAAGUUGUCUAAAUUUGAUAUAUCAAUAUUCAUCAUGGUGUACUGGUGUGUUUGAAUUUUUGUAUCCAACUUGUUUUGUUUGGGGGAAUCAAAUUGUGGGGUUCUAAAAUGUGAACCUUAUUUGGUAAAGGAUGAAUUUUAAUUCUUUCGUGCAAAAUCGUAAACAGUGUGUAGUUAUUAUUAGUUUUAUUUGUGAUAAGACGUCUAUGUAGAUUGAAGGUUAUUUCAAGCACUUUGACUUCAGUGAGGAGCAGGGUUUGUUGCGAAUACCCUUGUGCUUUAAUUAUCUUGAUUUUCAUUGUUACAAAAGUAAUAGGAUUGUUGUUUUUUCAUUUAUGCUUUUGAUAUGUAUUCAGGAAUCCGAUGGAUAGAAUAGAUACAAAGGCUUGUUUGGAAGCUGGGCAAUUGAGGGAGAAGCAAACAAAUUAUGAACCAGUAACAAUUUCACUCCAUCAAUCAUGUUUACUUCCUAUGCAUUCAGUGGGAUGUACCUGUUCUAAUUUGAGCUUUCAUGCAUGUGCUUGUGGAGAAGUAUGCAAGGUGUGACAUUCCUGACUUUGACACGAAGACAUAAAUACCAUGCCCCUGCUAAUACGCCUCUUGGAGAAUUUGUUGAUUUUAUUCAGUUACAGAGCGGGCUCAGCAUAAAGAAGCCUAUAUUUGUCUUUUUCAAGAACACUAUAACCCAGACUGGUGAGUUGCUACUCAAUUAGAUUUAAGCAAGAUAUGCAUUGUUGACGACUGGUGGACCGGAAUCGGUGGAAAGGGAUCACCAUGAAGAAAGAAAGCAGACGGGCAGGGCAUCCAAAAGGCAAUACUUAUCAUAGCCAACUACUUGAACACUGUUUGACGGAGGUUGAGUUACCAUUGUUGUUGUUUUGGUUUUGGUGGGUUAGGCUGAUUCAGAGGGACCUCCAAAAGUAAAAGGAGAAGAAAGUGAAAGAGAGGGUGAAGAGAAAAUGCCUCUUGGGGAAUUUGUUGAUUUUAUACUUCAAGAACACUAAACCUCCCGCUGGUGUGUUGGAAACUCAUUUCUAUUUUAGGCAUACGACCUUGUUCCCAGAGUUGUGGUUGUAUAAUUCUUUUAAUGUCACAGGUGCCAGGAUAUAAAACUACUACAAGGACGACUAUGCAGGUCAAAACCUACUUUUUCUAAAUACUAUUUCUGAUAAGAAGAGUCUCAGAGCUCUCAGAGUUUGCACUUUUUCUAAUGCUACUUAAGGGCAUUCUUGCCCUUCAUUGGAUCCACACAGUUUUUCUUCUC
Molecule: messenger RNA, 2486 nt
Organism: Prunus dulcis (almond)
Lineage: Eukaryota; Viridiplantae; Streptophyta; Magnoliopsida; Rosales; Rosaceae
Product: tRNA (guanine(9)-N1)-methyltransferase
Exons: 4
Coding region: 186-1187 (333 amino acids)
Biological process (GO): tRNA N1-guanine methylation
Cellular component (GO): nucleus
Molecular function (GO): tRNA binding
Source: RefSeq, a predicted model, not a curated record